AUGGAAUCUGUCGGCUGUGCCUGUUCCGAAUCGGAGUGCCCGGAUUUCGGACCGGAGUUGCGGGCGGGCUGCUGAGCUGGUUCCGCGCUGCCGAGGAUGGGCCGGGAGUGCGGGACUCAGGGAGAAGGUGCCGGACAGAAACUGGAGCAGAAUUUACUUUUUAUGGCUGAAAACAAAAUAGAGAGUAUGAUGCUUGGAUCCUUUUAACAAAACACCAGGGAGGAGAUAGAAGUCCCCCACUUAGUCAAGGAGAUGAUCUAAGAUGCAGCACACGACGUGCACUGAGGACAGGAUCCACCACGCAUUGGAAAGGUGCCUCCAUGGCCUCAGCAAAAAUACCACCUCUGCUAAUACUUGGACAGCUGGGCUUUGUCUGAAUUGCUGGAGCCUCCAGGAGCUGGUUAGCCGUGAUGCAGGGAACUACCUCAUCCUUCUGGAGAAAAUCCUGCAAAAGACCCAAGAGGUCCAAGAGAAAUGCGACUAUGACCUGCUCACUCCGCUGGCCCUGCUCUUCAGUUCAGCUGUCCUGUGUACUUCACAUUUCCCUUCCAAUUCCGACCUGCUUUGGAGAGCCAGGAAAACCUAUCGUGGUUUCCUUACUUGGCCUGUGCCAUACUGUGAUAUUUGCCGGGAAUUACUGACCUUUAUCGACAGUGAAAUCAAAGCUCCAGGGAUUUCCUAUCAAAGGCUGGUGAGGGCGGAGCAUGGUUUGUCUGCAAAGAGCUCAGAGAGCUCUAUUGUAACAGUCCUGUUACUGAACCCUUCUGAAGUUCAUGGCGAGUUUCUGUCAGUUGCUGAAAGGCUUAGCGCCGCAGAGCACUCCCAGCACAGGCUACUGGUUACUCUCCUUGAGCACAUCUACCAAGCUAACUUUGGGGCCAAGUGUGAUUUGGGGAGACUCCAUCAAAUUCUGAAGCUAAAGCCUGAGGAAGAACUCAUGGAGAUAUUUGCCAGCACCACGGAAGCCCAGGAGUUGGCGGCUGUGUGCAGUGAUGACCCUGCCGCAGCCAGGGAGCAGCUGGAAUCUGCUCUGCAGGAGAUUGCAAAGGCUGCAGGGAUGUCUGGAAUCCUAGGAGAUGCCCAGACACAUAAGCUCCACCUUAUUCCUCUCCCUGCCUCUCGCUGUUAUACCUACACUUGGGAUCAGGAUAAUUUUGACAUCUUGAAUGAGGUGCUAGACAAGGAGUGUGACUACCCCAAGCCAACAGUUCUGGAAGAUGAUGAAGAAGAGGAAAUUGAUGGCUGUUUUUCCCAAAAUGGUUCUUUGUUGUCUCCCCUGAUAUCAAUCUCCAAAGAGUCUGUGUAUUCAGUCUUGUCCGGGGAUGGUUCACGGGACUCGCAAGUGUCUAUCUCUGCUAUUUCCAAGGAUGCCAACUCUGAGCUCUCAUUGGCCUCUACAAAGUCCUUGAAAUCUUUUGUCUCCAGCUUGAAGGACUGCAUGGACAGUGGUUAUGUGGAGGACAGUGAUGAGAGUUCUCUUGAAUCCAUGGGGCGUUUGGAUCCAAAGGAGGAGAAGGCAUCACCCAGGCGGAGACACCGGUUAACCAACAGGAUAUACAAGUUGAUCAAGACCAAAAGCCAACAGUUCCUGGGCAAAGAGCUGAGAGACGUUUCUGAGGUGGCUUCAUUGUCACUGCCACUUCGCCGAGCAGAGAGCCUCUGCAACCCUGUGGCCAAGCACCAUAUUCCUAUGCGCUCCCGGAGGGCACAGUCACUGCCCCAACAUGUACUGAGCUCAGCCCUUUUACAACACCGUGUCCCAGAAAAUGUCUGUGUCCAACGUAGGCCCUUUCUGAGCUGCGAUGAGGAUGCUAAAAUCUCAACGCUGCGUGUUGUUGUGUUUGGCUCUGACCGCAUCUCAGGGAAAGUAGCUCGGGCUUAUAGCAACCUUAAAUCUCAAGAAAGAAGCUGCCCAUGGCUGACUCGGCACUUCAAACUGCAGUUUUUCUAUGUCCCUGUAAAGAGGAGCGGACCUACCUCAUCCUCACUGACUUGCCCUCCUCCCUCUCCAGGAUACCCUCAGUGCCGCACUGCAGGAUCUGUGGAUCCUGGCUUGGCAGCAAUGGACAGCAGCACAAACAAUAUCUCCCAAUAUAUAGGAAUGCUGGAUCCAUGGUACGAACGCAAUGUUCUUGGGCUAAUGAACCUCCCCACAGAUGUCCUGUGCCAGCAGUCCAUCAAGCCCGAGAGUGAACUCCUAGAGGAAGCAGCAGAACAGCUCCCCAUCCUUGCAGACAUGAUACUUUACUACUGUCGCUUUGCCACCUACCCUGUGCUGCUACAGGUCUACCAGGCAGAGCUCACGUUCAUUGGCGGAGAGACAAGGACUGAGAUCUUUAUCCACUCUCUAGAGAUGGGUCACUCAGCAGCCACAAGGGCCAUCAAGGCUUCAGGUCCAGGUAGCAAGCGGCUAGGCAUUGAUGGAGACCGAGAAGCAAUCCCACUAACACUACAGAUCGCCUACAGCAAGAGAACAGUCAGUGGAAGGAACCACUGGAACGACAUGGAGAAAGUCUGCACGUCCAUCAACCUCAGCAAGGCUUGUAACAGGCAAGAAGAGCUUGAUUCGAAAACAGAAUGCUUGACACUCACUGCGACAGAAGUAAUCAAGAGGCAAAGCUCCAAGUCCAAGAAGAGCUUCAAUCAGCAAAUCAGUGUGUCUCAGAUAAAAGUGGACAAGACCCAGAUCACGGGGGUCAACUGUUCCUUUGCUGUGUGCCUGGACCAGGAUGAGCGGAAAAUUCUGCAGAGUGUCACCAGGUGUGAAAUCUCCGCAUGCUACAAACCCAAGGCCAGUGAGCUGUGCUUUAGAGGAAAGCCCGCUUCUCUUCUUCCUACCGAAGAAUCCUCUGAUUUCUGCUCUCUUCUAUGCUUGCCUAUUGCCACUUUUAGUGGGGCGCAACCCUAGGGGAGGCAGCAAGGGUGAACUGAAUGACCUGCUUUCAUCUCCCAAUGCUGUUUGGCAUUGCUGCCAGGCACCCUGUGAGCAAGCAGAAGUUGCCAGCCUUUCUGUGCAAGGCGAAAAUAUGGUGCCAUUUCCAGGGCUAGAAGAUUCAGCUGCAGCCGGCCCAUGGCAGGCUGACUCUCCUGAGAUCUGAGGGGGAAAGCACUUUUUGUUCCUGGGACUGGAGUACUUCUGUAGAAACAAUAAUGGGGUCUCAUUUUAAGAAAGUAAGAGCUGAAUAGGAAUUUUGUGCCUAUGGUUGUUCUGCAACGUGCAAUUGCCAGUGCCUUUUGCAUCCUGACUGACUCAAGUAAAAUCACUUGAUGGCCAAGUUUUGGGAACUGGAGUUGAGAAGCAGAAUGUGUGGCCACAAGCUUCUUACCAGUUACCUGCUGAAAUGCACUGAAUUGGACUAAAGGACAGAUUGGGAGUGAGGAAUGAAAACUUAUCUAAAGGCACUCAAUGAAAUGGCAUUUAUAUGUCAAAAACAAGCCAAAAUGUUUCUCAGGAUAGAAAAGACAGGAAUGGAAAACACUAUUGCCACGAGCCCACUCAGGUUGCAGGGUGCUCUGUCCCUCUGGCAAGGGGGUCCCUAUACAAACACAGUACGUAGCACAUUCUAUGCAUCUGGAUUUCACGGUAUGUGUUGAAUGUGAUUGAUUCUUGGCGGCAGGUGCUUUCAUUGCACAGUUUACACUGCUUUGUUAGGUUGUCAUGGCUAGAGGAUGUCUAAGACAGAAUGCUUUGGCAUGGAUCUGGUCAAGGCAAAUCUAGCACUUUGCUUUGUGGAUUAAAUAUAUAAACAAACAACCUUUGCAGCUCCCUCCAUUACAUAGGUGUAAGCUGGACCUAAACGCAGUCUCUCAUCCUUGCCACUGCUUCUGAGUAGUAGCCUCCAGAUGACGAACAAGCCCCACAUCCGGUGGAAAGGGGCAAAUCCUGGACAAAUUCAGCAGCCACAGGACUGAUUACGAUUCAGUUAUGGCACUCUCUUUCUGUGGUUGUAUUUGCUUAUGCUGGGUUCAUACCAACACUCGUGUGUCACUGGGGCGAUGUUAGCACUGGGGAAUCUGGUGUGUUGCAGGCACUUGUGGCUGCCGGACAGAACAGCGUAGAGAGAUCCAUAACAAGACAAUCAAAGUCUGGGAAGGAACAGCAGCCGCGGGUAUGAUGCAGAACUGCAUAAAGACUGUCUUUAUAGUUCCUCUAGCUCCAUAGUUCCGGACAAAUGAGACCUUUUUUAAAAUUCCUUUUUUAAAAAAAUUAGGAAAGCGAUGUGAAGGGGGAGGAGUUUGUAACUCUUUCUUCCUACUCUGGUCCCCUGAUGAAAACAGUCCUCCUCCCAACAAGCUGUAUUUAGUUUUUCAGGGGAGGUGGGAAGGCUAUAUCAUUUAUGUUUUUCUGGAAUAACAUAAAUUAUACCCAAUUGAAAAAUGCCAAGUAGCACUGAGGCCUUUUAAAGAUAGCCACUGUAUCUGAAUAAAGGCGUUUCAAGUGUAUGUUAUUCCUAGUAAACUAUACUGUACUUUUAUUUCUUUUUAAAAAGAGGGAACAAGCAUCUCAGGGAAAUUGGGGGUGACUUCAAGACUGUGUUGAAUGUGUAUGUAUAUGUUUGGUGGCUGGGGAGUGUCUGUGCCCAGUGAAGGAAAGUCCCACCAUACCAAAACUUUCUAGUUUACAGAAUGUGUCCGUCUUUUCACUUCAUGUCUUAUUCUGCAGGUGGUUAACUUGGUGAGAAAGCGCAUACGUCCUUUUUACUCAGGUAGUAAAAUCGGUUCCUCUUGAAAGGCAAAGGGAAAUUUCAAAAGUUUUAGGAAGAUCUAGGGCAGGAAGGGGGAAGUUGGAAGCAGUGCAAGUUACUACAAAGAUUACUCAGCUCAGUUAUCAGGAAACUGUGGCAUCAGGAACUAGGGAACAAUGAUAAGUCUUAAAUUCUUCUUGGAAAAUUGCCUCGGAGGCUUGAAUUUCAUACCACAGGCACCGUAAGUGAUACAACAGUGUUGAAUUUUCUAUGCAGAAAAAAAUCCUGCAGACUUUGUUACUUGGCAAAAAGAACUGUUUGCCUCUGGUUAGAGUCAAAAAUCUAAUACUUUACUAUCUCAAGAUUCCCUUUGGACCUGAUACACCCUACUUUGCAUAGGAGCCACUGUGAUUUUAAAUAGCCAUUGUCUUUUGAAAGGGGAAAGAGAGAGCACACUCUCUUUAUUUUGCACAUCUAACUCCAUGCAAAAAGGUUCUGAUUGUAACUGAGAAAUUUUGUGUGUCUUGAGCCUCUCUCACCAAAUGCAAAAGCUGCCUGGCAGAAUUAAGUUGUACAUAAGCAACUGUAUAAAUGCCUGCGUCUUAAUUUUGUAAAAUA
Eublepharis macularius is the source of this 5303-nucleotide messenger RNA. It is a transcript of the gene PIK3R5, whose product is annotated as phosphoinositide-3-kinase regulatory subunit 5. The record is from RefSeq and is a predicted model, not a curated record. Gene Ontology annotation, cellular component: phosphatidylinositol 3-kinase complex, class IB. The coding region runs from base 263 to 2908 and encodes 881 amino acids. Gene Ontology annotation, biological process: positive regulation of MAP kinase activity; G protein-coupled receptor signaling pathway. Lineage: Eukaryota; Metazoa; Chordata; Lepidosauria; Squamata; Eublepharidae. Gene Ontology annotation, molecular function: 1-phosphatidylinositol-3-kinase regulator activity. The transcript is spliced from 20 exons.